This is a messenger RNA of Pipistrellus kuhlii (Kuhl's pipistrelle), 1458 nucleotides long. RefSeq names its product H6 family homeobox 2 (gene HMX2). Gene Ontology annotation, molecular function: DNA-binding transcription factor activity, RNA polymerase II-specific; RNA polymerase II transcription regulatory region sequence-specific DNA binding. NCBI's taxonomy places the organism in Eukaryota, Metazoa, Chordata, Mammalia, Chiroptera, Vespertilionidae. The record is from RefSeq and is a predicted model, not a curated record. The transcript is spliced from 2 exons. Gene Ontology annotation, cellular component: nucleus. The coding region runs from base 79 to 894 and encodes 271 amino acids. Gene Ontology annotation, biological process: regulation of transcription by RNA polymerase II.
CGCCGCCUUCCCGCACCACCUUCCCGCCGACCGUCUCUAAAGGGCGUUCUCGUUUCCUCCGGUUUCUUAUGAACCAGGAUGGGCAGCAAGGAAGAUGCGGGCAAGAGGUGCCCGGCGGCCGGCGUCUCCAGCUUCUCCAUCCAGUCCAUCCUGGGCGGGGGCCCCUCCGAGGCCCCGCGGGAGCCGGCCGGCUGGCCCGCCAGGACGCGCAGCCUGUCCGUGUCCUCGGAGGAGGAGGAGCCGGACGAUGGCUGGAAGGCGCCCGCCUGCUUCUGCCCCGACCCGCGCGGCCCCACGGAGCCGGGCGCCCGGCGCCACGCCCCCAUCCCCUUCCCCGGCCUGGGCGCCCCCAAGGCCGGCGGCGGCGCGGGCCCGGCCGGCUCGCCGCACCUGCCCUUCCUCCCGCCGCACCCGGACUGUAAGGAGGAGGAGCGGCUGCGGCCCGCGGGCUCGCCGUCGCCCGGCCCCGAGCGGCCGCGGGAGGGCGGCGCGGAGCGGCCGGCGGGCGCCGCCAAGAAGAAGACGCGCACGGUCUUCUCGCGCAGCCAGGUCUACCAGCUCGAGUCCACCUUCGACCUGAAGCGCUACCUGAGCAGCGCCGAGCGCGCCGGCCUGGCCGCCUCCCUGCAGCUCACCGAGACGCAGGUGAAGACGUGGUUCCAGAACCGCCGCAACAAGUGGAAGCGCCAGCUCUCGGCCGAGCUGGAGGCCGCCAACAUGGCCCACGCGUCGGCGCAGACUCUGGUGGGGCUGCCGCUCGUGCUCCGGGACAGCUCGCUGCUCCGCGUGCCCGUGCCGCGCUCGCUGGCCUUCCCCGCGCCGCUCUACUACCCCGGCGGCGGCAGCCUGCCCGCCCUGCCGCUCUACGGCCUGUACAACAAGCUGGACUACUGACCGCGUGUCCAUGCGCCCGGCCUCGCGCCCCCGGCGCCCCGCGCCCCCGGUGCCCCGGCCCUGCGCCCAGGCCCGCCGCCGGGAGCCCCCAGCGCGAUCCCAGGGCGGCUCCAGCUCCCGAGCGGGCGGCGAGCGGCCAGAAACACCGAGAAAUACACCGUGUGUAUUCCUUACCUCCUGUUUAUGGCCUCUGCCCCCCUCUCUCCUGUGGAUCUUUUGGGGGCUUAUGGGUCUGCCUCGGGCCAGACCCGCUUCUGCCCCAAACCAACCGGGAGGCUGGACAACCCGCGGGAAGGGGUGUCCUCCCGGGGCGGUGGGAAAAGCGGCCGGGCCGGCGGGAUCGCUGGGGAGAAGCCAACCAGACAAACAGGGAAACACCAGCCCGGCCUCCGCGCCCUCCGCCUCCGCACACACGUCCCUGCGCCCAGUCCGCCACGGCCCCGGCGCCUCGGACCGUGACCUCCGCGCCGCCUUUCCGUUUCCCUCUUCCCGAGGAGGGGCGGGGGCGAAGGUGAGGUUCCAGAUCUGUACAUAUUUUUAAAGAAAAGGAAAUAAACCACUUUA